Messenger RNA from Lodderomyces parapsilosis, 708 nucleotides. RefSeq lists its product as uncharacterized. Lineage: Eukaryota; Fungi; Ascomycota; Pichiomycetes; Serinales; Debaryomycetaceae. The record is from RefSeq and is a predicted model, not a curated record. Bases 1 to 708 code for a protein of 235 amino acids. Gene Ontology annotation, cellular component: cytosol. Gene Ontology annotation, molecular function: oxidoreductase activity, acting on the CH-OH group of donors, NAD or NADP as acceptor; NAD binding. The transcript is spliced from 2 exons.
AUGGCUAGACCAAAGGUUUUAUUAGUUCUUUACGCUGGUGGUAAACACGCUCAAGAAGAAAAGAAAUUAUUGGGUGCAAUUGAAAACGAAUUGGGCAUCCGUCAAUUCAUCGAAGACCACGGUUACGACUUGGUUGCAACUACUGACAAAGACAGACCAGGUUCUGCUUUUGACACCAACUUGGAAGAUGCUGAAAUUGUCAUCACUACUCCAUUUUAUCCAGCAUACUUGACCAAGGAAAGAAUUGCCAAGGCACCAAAAUUGAAGAUUGCCGUUACUGCCGGUGUUGGUUCUGACCAUGUUGACUUGAAUGCCGCCAACGAAAGAGGCAUUGCCGUUUUGGAAGUCACUGGAUCCAACGUUCAAUCAGUUGCUGAACACGCCGUCAUGACCAUGCUUGUUUUGAUUAGAAACUACAACAUUGGUCACUUGCAAGCUACAUCUGGUGGUUGGGAUGUUGCCGCUGUUGCCAAACAAGAGUAUGACUUGGAGGGUAAAGUUGUUGCCACUGUUGGUGCUGGUAGAAUCGGUUACCGUAUCUUGGAGAGAUUGGUGCCAUUUGUGAUGCUGAUGCUGUUGCUGAAGCUUUGGAAUCUGGUCAUCUUGCCGGUUACGGUGGUGAUGUUUGGAACGUCCAGCCUGCACCAAAGGACCACCCAUGGAGAAAGAUGCACAACCCAUACGGUCCAGAAUAUGGUAAUGCCAUGA